AUGGGCCAAUCUCUGGCCUGGGUAGCAAGAGAGUGCUGGGACCGAUCUUCCCAGGGUUGUCGCUGCGAGGCUUGCGAUCGUGCAGCAUGCUUGGAGACCUCAUCGGAAGAUCGGGUGCAAUGGCUCAUGUGGAUGUGCGAGCGGCAAAUGCUCGACAUCAGCUCCAGAGAUGAGGAUCUGCAGUCUUGUCGCGACGACAUCGCUGAGCUGCUGGACCACUGUCGGCGUCUGGUGAAGAUGGCGGAAAACACCCGCGAAGAGGCGAUGGUCAUUGAACUUCAGGCGAAGGUUCGCGAGCUGCAGCUGGAUAGCCGAGAGCUUCGACUUUUGGUGCAGGAGACCCUGUCAGCACCAGGUUCAAAGAAAUCGAGAACAUCCGAGGCUGCCUUACCGCACGCAGUGCACUUGAAGCGAGGCCAGCCAGGAGACGUUCAUGACCCCGUGCAGGAACAGCCGUGCCGUGACCAGCCCGGGACGCAGAGUACCGAGCCAGUGCACGUCCUGCAAGCACAUUCGGAGGCCAUCUCCCAGGCGCUGUUGCUGAGAAGCAGCCGCAUCCCUGAGGCCUUGGAGGACCUGCUUUGGAAAGGGCCCAGGCCUCGGUGUCGUGUCGGAUUCGGCCCCGAGCCGUCUUUGACUUGGGUCGAGGUGGAGGCUGAGGUGGACAGUCCCAAGACCAAAUCGACGCAGGCACCAGCAGCAGAUAGUUUUUGGAAUGGCUCCACGGAGCAUGAUUGCAGUGCCUUCUCUGCGGCCUGGUGCUCAGACCUUCUUGUGCACUUUGUGCUGGCGCUCAGAGCCAUUCCAAACUCGCCGUUCCCUUUCGAGGAAGCCGAAGAAAAGAGGACUUCUCCAGUCUUGCUUCUCCUGCUGUUGUCGCAGCCAGUCAUUCACGAGCCAGCCGCAUUGGUUGGUCGCCACCUCCUCCGAGGAUGGACGCCUGGUUGUCUGGUACUUCAAGCCUUUGCCAAGGUGCAGACGGCUGUGCGAUUGCGGCCGUUCCUUCCGAAUGAAUUGAGCAAGUUGGGCACCGCACCCGUGAGCUGUGUCGAGAUGAAGCCCAACGGCCAUGUGGUUUUGUCUGAUCCAGAGAAGCCGCAACAACCCGGGCGCGAGUUUGAAUGCACCUUCGCCUUCGAUUCCAGUCGCCCCAAGUCGGACAAUUACUCAGAUCAGCGUACCAUCUACAACAGUGUUGGUGCAGAGAUGGUCAUGCACGGAACGACUGGAUUCAACUGCUGCUUGGUUGCCUACGGGCAGACCGGGACAGGGAAGACUCAUACCGUGCAUGGCGAUUGGCAGAGCCACGAACAUCGGGGCCUUCUGCCGCGGAUCUCUGAAGGAUUGUUUCAGCGACUGGAUCAAUGUCGAGCAGAAGGUGCGUCGUGGCGGGUUCGCAUCAGCUAUGUCGAGGUUUACAACGACCGCUUGCGUGAUCUCUUGGAGCAUGCCGGGCCAAGCCUGUCCCGGACCGAAAACGACAGCCCUAGCCCACGCCGGUUUUCAAAGCCGGGAACUGCAGCAGGCCCUCGUCUGGAGAUACGGAAUCAUCCAGCUGUUGGGGUCUACGUCGAAAACCUUCAGGAGCUGCCUGUGGAACACCUCCGGGACGUUGCGCGCCUGGUUUCCAAAGGAGAGAAGGCCAAGAAGGUGGAGAGGACGACGAUGAACGACCGAUCGAGUCGUUCGCACACGAUCUUCAUGUUCAAGGUUGAAGUCCGAAAUGCCUCCAACGGAGACCACAUGUCAACCGUGCAGGUCGUUGACCUGGCCGGCCGUGAGAAUGAGCAGACAUCAGAAUGCAAGGGUGACCGGUUCCGAGAGCUCAGGCACAUCAACCGUAGUCUCUUCGACCUCGCGAGUUGCAUCCAUGCCCUCUGCGACGGCAACCGCGACCACGUGCCCUUUAGGAACUCCAAACUGACGAUGCUGCUCUCCGACAGCCUGGCAAGCAACAGUCGAACGACUCUUCUGGCGACCUUGACUCCAAGCUCCGCAGGUUUCGAUGAGAACAUCCUCACCUGCCGCUUCCUCGAGUCCACGGUCGUGCCCGUGAAUGGCGAGCCAAUGGCUACUUGCGACGGCCGUGACGGCGAUGCAGCCAGGCAGGUCGAACCUUUGCUGGGCGGGCCAGAUCCAGUGAUUCUGAAACUGGAUGAGAGAAGCUUCACGUACUAUAUCCCAACGAUAACUGGUGACAAAGAUCCCGGCGCAUGGUAUGACGAGCUGACUGCUGUUUUGCAGAACAGCACACUGACGAUGCCGACUCCGCCCAAGGACACCUCGGCAGAGAAUGAGCGCGCCCAGUUUUAUGCAGCGGGUACUUUUGAUCACACUGUCCCAGAUGCAGGCCUCCAGGCAAUGGACUUCCGGUACAAUCCUCGCUGGUGCUUAGCGGGACGACCCCUUGAGAACUUACAAUGCAUCUUGGACUUGAAGCGGAUGGUUGAGGAAGAAGUCGGCAAGAUCUUAGCCAUGGAGCAUCAGCCGCUUGGUGAAACAAAGAUUUCUCCUGACCUGUUGCAGCCUUUCUUCAAUAGUAUACUCGUGAAUUUUUACAAAGAUGGCAAAGCUCAAAUCAAAUGGCAUGCAGAUGAUGAGAAUUGCUACGGGCCUUCGGACAACAUCCUCAUCGGCUCGCUGUCUUUCGGUGCGGCCCGUGUCUUCGAAGUGCGGCGGAAGCCACGGCGGGGCGACACAGACCGCAGCGCGCAGCAGCUGCAACGAAUUCUGCUGCAGCCAGGGUCGCUGCUGGUAAUGGGAGGCGCCAUGCAGGCUAACUGGCAGCAUUCGCUUCCUCCUGACCCAAGCUGCCUCGAAGGCCGUGUCAACCUGACUUUCCGCCGUAUCGUAGGAGGCCGCAUCACCACUCAGCCUGUUGUGAACCACUUCGGUGCGGCGGAGGUGCAGAAGCACUUGCAGGACGAGAUUGCCAACUUGCAGUCCACUCUGGUGGAGGAAGCCGUCAUCGCUUCCCGCCAGACGUUGCUGAAGCAGUUCUCGGAAGUCUGGUCAGAUCAUCACCUGCAGGCUUUGCAGGGAGCACAGGAGGACUCCCGGCUGACGGUCGUGCAUGGUGCAUGCAGGCAGGUCUCCUCCAGCUUGCAGGGGGCGGAGGAGUCCCUGAGUCAGCUCGAAGAACGAAACCACGAAGCCGCCAAGGCGUUGCAAAAGGUGGGGCGAAAGCUGGCCAAUGUCGAGAAAGCCAUCCGCAGUGUACAGUCUCGGAAGGCAGGCUACAAGGGCUACGCGUCGGGCUCCCCCGAUAGCACCGCCACCACGGCUGGGGAGGACCGAGUACCAGGUAUUUUGGGAGGGGACUCUGCUUCCCACCAGUGCCCUGCGCAGUUUGAUGGUUCUGGCAUUGGCUCUUGGUCUACGCUGACUGGUCUAGGCAGUGAUGUGAACCUCAUCGACCCUUGCACGGCCACGGUUUCUUGGGUUCUCUAUGGUCACACGGACCGUGUCACAGCUUUGGCGGAGUGUGCGGAUGGUCGUUUUGUCACUGGAGGAGCAGACGGAGCUAUCCGGCUCUGGGCAAAGCGGACGUGGUCUGCUUCCCUACCAGCACAGGAUGCGCUUCACAGUGCAGCUGAUGCAUCUGCAGAUGGCGCAGAACCUCCGCAGCUGUCCGCAGAAGCCUGGAGGGGUGCGCUGGGGGAGUCGGUGAAGCCUGGAGUCUGCAGCAUGGCCUUCUAUGCACACACACAGCAGGCACGACGUGGCGAAAUGGCUGCACUGUUCUUGCGUGUUUUGGUGCAAAGUGGAAGCAACCUCAUCAAGGCCGACGGGUACCCUGCUGUGCCUUGCUAUGCGAUCUCAGAGUUCGGGGCAGGCCGAGGCUUUGAAGAGAUCUCAGCUCUACGCUCUUACGUCGCGGCAGCAGAGCUGCUAAAGCUCGUGGCUUCUUUGUCCUUCCUCGUGGUUGCCGGUGAAUGGCACAGAGCGUUCACGGGCUGGACAUGGCGGAUCGGACUGCGAGAGUCGAUCUGGCCUGCAAUGGCCUAUGCUUUGCAGAACGUUGCAGGGACAGCUGCAAACAAAUCGCUGGAUGCGGUUACAUGCAAUGUUCUCAACCAGACGAAGCUGCUUUGGACCGCUGCUUUUGUGGUUCUCCGUAAGCAACGACAGUUUACCUUCCGUGAAUGGGUCGCCCUCACAAUGAUCCUCCUUGCUUCACUGCUGACGGCUUGCGAUGGUGAUGGCUUGCAAGCAGAGCCCUACUGGGGACGAUGUCAAGGAGUUGCCUGCGCCUGCUUGGCGGCGAUGUGCUCUGCAUUCGGAGCAGUUCUCACCGAGGAAGCUUUGGUAAAGGGCAGGGAUCCGUUCCUGCUUUCCGCGGAGCUGGCCCUGGGAGGUCUUGGCACGCUCUUCCUCACCUUUCCUUUCACCAUGCUGGAGCAAGGAACUGCGGAAAGGUUUUACGGCUGGACGUGGGCAACACUGCUCCCACUGUUUACACAUGCUGGCGGCGGCAUCCUCGUUGGCAUCGUCACCAAGCAUCUGGGAAGCGUAAACAAAGCGAUCUUGAUGGUCGUCAGCCUGCUGUUGACCGGGACUUUAAAGGUGCUGAUCGACCAUCGUUGGCCAUCUGCUCCCUCGAUGCUGUCUAUUGGACUCGUUGCGGCUGGCCUCGCGCUGUACUGUGAUCUCGGGAACCGUAUCGUGGUCUUUUGUCACCGUGAGAAGCCAAUGUUUGACGUGCUGCAGCCGCUGCACCUGCAUUACAGCUGGUAUCGGACCUUGCUGGGCCAUCCCCGCCGCCCGCAGCCGCUUAAAGUGGAGAGCUUCCACUGGGUGCGGGAGUACCUGAAUCUGCGGUACGGCCGCAACCGCGGGCUUGCCUCUAGGCAUGCAGUUGCUGUGCUGGACGUUUGCUUUAUGAGUUCACUGAGGACCUCCGAUGCGAAAGUCCCGCUUUUCCAGGCAGAUGCAAGCCGAAUUCGCCUUCCAGAGAUUUGCUCGCAGAUGGCAGAGCUGCCAGAGUGCUCCUGGCUUGAUUUGGAGGUGGUCCUCUGCGCCAGUCGGAAGAAGGCCGCGAGAAGCAUUGCGCGCUGCUCUGUGCUGUUGGAGGAGGUCGUGCAGCAGUUGGCAGACUCUCCGUCCAAGGAGUUGAUACCAAGUGCCAGAAAGCUUUACUCUCCUCUCGGGCAAGGACCAUACCAGGAGCUCGUGGAUGCAGAGCUCUUCGUUGGAUUCUUCGAGGGAGAAGAGGGUGUAGUUGGAAUUUCCGUCAAGCCGAUGCCUGGCCUCGCAGUCGGCUUCACAAACCCGACGUUCGUUCGUGCGACUGUUCGGCAAAGCUGUGCUGGGGCAGUACAGAGUCUGCCGGCCAAAGUUCGAGACGUCACGGAAGUCAGAAGCCAGACAGUGAACCCUCACUGGGGCGAGAUAUUAGAGUUUGAGAUUCCCGUCUUCGUCGGGGAUCGUCACGUCUCGCACAGUCCUGACUACCGCCUUCACUUUCAGCUGUUUGGCAAGGAGCGGAUGAAUUCCGACAAACUCCUGGCAGAGCUGUUUAUACCCCUAGCAGAUGCUAUCCGUGCAGACGGCCAGAAGGCACAGUCCUUCGAACUGAAGCCGACAGAGCAGCUGAUGCGGGGCAAGAAGGCCAAGAGAAGCAGUGCAGCGAGCGACACGGUGAAGCCCCCAGAUUUUGUUCGGUAUCCAACUCUAAUGCCCUGUCCAAAGCAGAUUCAGUGCACAGUGGAGCGUCUCGACAAUGUUAAGUAUGCCGGCACAGUGGACAAAAACCUCCAAGUUCGGAUGUGCUUUGUGGAAGGCGAUGCGAUGCUGUCACAUACGACAGUGAGAACUUCCGUGAAGCAGCAGACCAUCAAACCGGUCUGGAAGCAACGAUGUGUCUUUGACAUGCCACCCCAGCUUCUGCGCUCUGGCUUUGAACCUCGCCCGCCUUCUGUCCGGAAGGGAUGGGUGCACGACACCAGGGAAGUCAACGAGUCCAACUUGGUCGUGUGCAUUGACAUUUGCGACCGUGAUGCGAUCAGCGGUACAGACAGCUUCAUGUGCCGUGGUCAGGUGCCCCUCCGUUCUGCCUGGGAGGCCGCCACCAAGGGCCGCAGCGUGGUGUCGCCCCAAUGGGUGAACUUGACGCCGUCUGCUGGAGGCCGCUUGCAAGUGGGUUUUUCUACCAGCCCAGCGAAGGAUCAACUUAUCGUCCACAUCAUGGGGGCGGAGAAGCUUCCUGGACGUGCGACUUCCGGCCUCGCAGACCCGUUUUGCCUCGUUCGUUUGGCUUUCAUGGGCCAGCUUGGCGAGCCUACAGACCAGGCGUCGGUAAACUUGCCGUUUGUGACCACGCCUGCGGGAGAGCUGACAGACGGUACAGAGACCCUGUUCUUCCAGCACCAGGAAGUACUGGAACUGCCUGGUGCACUGUCGGAAGGCAUGGUGGCAGCCCGAGCAAGUUGGCACUACCAGGUUGAUUUGGUCGACAUGAAGAAACAGGUGGUGCUUUGCUCCGGAAGCAUCUCUGUGCAGGAGAUGCUCGAUGAUAUUUGCCGUACAGAGGGGCGGUGUGAAGUUACGCAGUACACGAUCCGUGAGAAGUUGGAGGAGUCCAAGUCGUUGCUGCAGAAGCCCUCCACUCCCGAUCCGUUUGCAGACGACGUAAGGUGUGGGUCCAUUCUUCGGAAGAUAGUCUUGAAGCAGCUGGACAAACCGUACAAAGCAGCGCUGGAUCAGGGAGUCGCAGACGCGGCCAGCCCCAAGGCCAAGCGCAAGCAGGUGGGCGAAGCCAUUGGCAGCGCUUUGGUCACGUUGGGACUCCGAAACAACACCGAGCGAGUCGAUCGAGGCACGGACGACAUGGAGCUCUACGUGCGCUUCCAGGUCGUCUCUCGUUGGAAAGGUCUCUCCAGAGGGAGCCGCAGUCCUCCUUCGGUGCCUAUGCGGGCGCCCUCUGCCGUGAGGUGUAUUGCCACCCUCGCGAACUCCAUCGUCGCGGGUUACGAGGAUGGCAAUGUCUUCGUCUGGGACGCAUGUGGACAAUCCAGCCCUCUGCACCAGUUCCAGGCGCACGAGGUGCCAGUCAGCGCCAUCGCUGUCCUGCCACCUCUUGGUUGUGUGGUCACCGCAGGCGAGGUGCGCAACGGUCUAGAGGCACGGGACUGGCACGGGCUUCAGCCAAACUCGACGGAUCUUGGCCUGUGA
This is a messenger RNA of Symbiodinium sp. CCMP2456, 7173 nucleotides long. NCBI's taxonomy places the organism in Eukaryota, Dinophyceae, Suessiales, Symbiodiniaceae. The record is from the annotation of a GenBank genome assembly.